AUGGGUUACACGAUUGCUGAGCUUGACAAUGUUGUCAAGGCCUUCUAUGAGGGUCGCGGCGACCAGCAAAAAGCUGCACAAGCUGCUUUGAACCAGUUCAAAGAAGAUCCCGAUGCCUGGUUGAUGGUAGAUCAGAUCCUCUCUGAGGCGACAUAUUCGCAAACGAAAUUCCUCGGCCUACAGAUCCUUGACAAUGUGAUUAUGACAAGAUGGAAGGUUUUGCCUCGCGAGCAAUGCCAAGGCAUCCGUAACUUUGUCGUCAACUACAUUAUAAACUGCUCCAGCACCGAGGAGUCGCUACGAUCCCAAAAGACGUUGCUGAACAAGCUGAACCUGGUCCUAGUGUCUAUCCUGAAGCAGGAAUGGCCUCACAACUGGCCGACGUUCAUCAACGAGAUCAUAUCAUCAUGCCGCACGAAUCUUUCCAUCUGCGAAAACAACAUGAUCAUUCUGCGCCUUCUUUCUGAAGAGGUUUUCGACUACUCGGCCGAGCAGAUGACGUCAACAAAAACCCGGAAUCUGAAGGAAACCAUGUGUGCAGAGUUCUCACAAAUUUUCCAGCUGUGUACCGAAAUUCUGGAUCAGGGCAACCAAGAGAGUCUGGUCAAGGCUACUCUUGAGACUUUGCUUCGCUUCUGUAACUGGAUCCCUCUCGGAUACAUCUUCGAGACUCCCCUCAUCGACACUUUGCGAACACGCUUUCUGGAGCUCCCGGCGUUCCGCAACGUAACUCUCCAAUGCUUGACCGAGAUUGGAGGUCUCCAGGUUGGCGGGCCGACACAAGUCAGCAACUACGACGAACAGCUGGUCAAGAUGUUCACGGAAACUUUGGCAACUAUUGCCACUAUCGUCCCCGUCGAUAUGGACCUCAGGACGACAUACCCGCAAAGUAACUCGCGCGACCAAGAAUUCAUCCAAAACCUGGCCCUGUUCCUCUGCAACUUUUUCUCCAUGCACCUGAACCUGAUCGAGAGGUUGCCUAACCGUGACUAUCUGUCGCAUGGUCACUUUUAUCUUGUUCGCAUCUCCCAGAUUGAGGACCGGGAGAUCUUCAAGAUCACACUAGAUUACUGGUUGAAGCUGGUUCAGGAGCUCUAUGAGGAGAUGCAACAGCUUCCCCUCUCAGGCGACAACCCCCUGAUGAACCACGGCUCCGCGCUUUCACAAGGCGGUGCCCUGCCGCCUCAAGUACUGGAGCAGUACCCGCUCCGAAAGCACAAGUACAAGGAGAUCCUGAGCAACCUACGAGUCGUCAUGAUUGAAAAGAUGGUGCGUCCCGAAGAGGUUCUGAUCGUUGAAAACGACGAGGGUGAGAUUGUGCGCGAGUUUGUCAAGGAAAGCGAUACCGUGCAACUCUACAAGACAAUACGCGAGUGCCUUGUCUACCUCACCCAUCUGGACGUGAGCGAUAUGGAGAACAUCAUGAUCGACAAGCUUGCCCGCCAGGUCGAUGGCAGCGAGUGGUCUUGGCACAACUGCAACGUACUCUGCUGGGCUAUCGGCUCGAUCUCGCUGGCGAUGAACGAAGAGACCGAGAAGCGGUUCUUGGUGACGGUCAUCAAGGAUUUGCUUGGGCUCACCGAGAUGAAGCGUGGCAAAGACAACAAGGCCGUUGUAGCCAGUAACAUCAUGUACAUUGUCGGCCAAUAUCCUCGAUUCCUCAAGGCACACUGGAAGUUUCUCAAGACGGUGGUUAACAAGCUGUUUGAGUUCAUGCACGAGUCUCACGAAGGUGUCCAGGACAUGGCUUGCGAUACUUUUAUCAAGAUCGCCAAACAAUGCCGUCGCCAUUUCGUUGCCCUGCAGCCCAGUGAGCACGAGCCUUUUAUCGAGGAGAUUGUGCGCAACCUAGGGAAGAUCACAUGUGACCUCACUCCUCAGCAGGUUCACACCUUUUACGAAGCCUGCGGUUUCAUGGUUGCUGCCCAGGGCAACAAGAACCAGCAGGAACGUCUGCUUAAUGACCUGAUGCAAAUGCCCAAUCAGGCUUGGGACUCGAUCAUCAAGUCAGCCACAGUCAAUCCGGCGGUGUUGCAGGAGACAGACACGAUCAAGAUCAUUGGCAACAUUAUGAAGACCAAUGUAUCGGCGUGCACCUCGAUAGGGCCCUACUUUUACCCACAGAUCGGGCGCAUCUACCACGACAUGUUGGAGAUGUAUCGCGCGACCAGUGCUCUGAUAUCCGAGGCCGUUGCUCGUGAAGGAGAGAUCGCCACCAAGACGCCAAAGGUUCGCGGCUUGCGGACAAUCAAGAAGGAGAUCCUGAAGCUCAUCGAGACGUUUGUUGAGAAGGCCGAGGAUCUGCAAGCAGUCAGGGUAGACAUGGUUCCCAAGCUCCUGGAGACUGUUCUGCUGGAUUACAAGAGCAAUGUGCCUGGCGCACGGGAUGCUGAGGUCCUGAGGGCCAUGUCGGUUGUCAUCUCCAAGCUGCAGUCGCUGAUGGAAGACCAGGUUCCCAUUAUUAUGGAGAAUGUCUUCGAGUGCACCCUCGAGAUGAUCAACAAGGACUUCUCCGAGUUUCCCGAGCACCGCGUCGAGUUCUUCAACCUCUUGCGAGCCAUUAACUUGCAUUGUUUCCCGGCGCUUCUCAAGCUCGACAACCGGCAGUUCAAGUUUGUCAUUGACUCGUGCAUGUGGGCGAGCAAGCACGACAACCGCGACGUGGAAGCAGCAGGCCUUAACAUGUGCCAGGAGCUGAUAGUCAACAUUGCAGAGAAGACUGAUGUGGGCACGUCCAAUGCCUUCUUCAACCAGUUCUUCAUCCCUAUUUUACAGGACGUCUUUUUCGUUAUCACCGAUACAGACCACAAGGCUGGCUUCAAGGCUCAGUCGCAGCUGCUGAUGCGCAUGUUUUACUUUGUUCAACCGUCGGACGGUACCACGCCGAAGAUUCAGGGACCUGUCUACCAACCCGACCAGGCACCUGCCGGCACGAGCAACAGGGAAUUUUUGUCCAGCUUUGUGGGCAACCUCCUGCGCAACGCAUUCUCGAACCUUCAGCCUGCUCAAAUCGUUGCCUUUGUCGAUAGCCUGUUCAACAUGAACACCCAGUACGACAAGUUCAGAUUGACGCUGCGCGACUUCCUCAUCUCUCUGCGUGAGUUCCAGGGUGACAAUGCGGAGCUCUACCUUAUCGAGAAGGAGCAGACGGAGCGCGACGCUAAGCAGGCCGAGCUCGAGAGGCGAUCCAAGGUCAGCGGCUUGAUGAAGCCGUCAGAACUAGAGGCUGAGGACGACGAGUUGUGA
Molecule: messenger RNA, 3246 nt
Organism: Pyricularia pennisetigena
Lineage: Eukaryota; Fungi; Ascomycota; Sordariomycetes; Magnaporthales; Pyriculariaceae
Exons: 7
Coding region: 1-3246 (1081 amino acids)
Biological process (GO): ribosomal large subunit export from nucleus; ribosomal small subunit export from nucleus; protein export from nucleus
Cellular component (GO): cytoplasm; nucleus
Molecular function (GO): nuclear export signal receptor activity; small GTPase binding
Source: RefSeq, a predicted model, not a curated record